GACUUUCUUAACCAUGACAAAACCAACCGAAGUAGAGCUUCGGCCGCCGUCGCUUGCUUCCACUGUGCGCUCUCGUCGAUCUCGCACCUCGAAUGUAGAACCUGAGAUCACUCCAGAAGAACGCAAACUGGUUCGAAAGUUGGAUUGGUUGAUUCCACCAUGGAUUGCUAUUUUGUACUUUUUGAGUGUCGAGGAUAGAGCCAAUGUCGGCUUUGCAAUGACUAUGAACAAGGAAUCAGGUCACGAUCUCGCCACUGUUGCUGGGCUGACGGCCCGUGAAAACAAUAUAGGACUCGGCUUGUUCUAUGUAGCUUAUAUCAUAUUCGAGGUACCAAGCAAUCUGGUCAUGACGAAACUCAAUCCAAGCUUGUGGAUCUCGAGAAUUAUGGUCACUUGGGGAAUCGUUGUUUGUUGUAUGGCUGCCAUCUCCCAGCCAUGGCAUUUUUACUUGCUCCGAUUCCUUUUGGGCGUUUGUGAGGCAGGAGCAUGGCCAGGUUUUGCAUACUACAUGACGUUAUGGUAUCGACCCAGCGAAGUCUCUUCAAGACUAGGCAUUACUUACCUUGCCGGUCCUGUGUCAGGCGCUUUCGGAGGUUUGAUCUCUGCUGGUAUUCAGCUUAUUGACACUCGAGGCAAUUUGUAUGGUUGGCAAUGGCUCUUCUUGAUAUCCGGCAUCAUAUCGGUGGUGUUUGGUUUCGCCAACUUUUGGGUGCUUCCAUCUAGACCGUCGUCAGUGAAGCGGUUUCUUAAAGGCGAUGAGAAGAAAUUAGCCAUAGAAAGACUACAGUAUAAAAAUAUGGAAGAAGACGAUGAGACUAAGGCUCCGCAGUCGAAGUAUUGGCAUGGAUUACGCGAACGGCUAUUGGAUGGCAAAACAUGGUUGUUCUGCAUUCUGUACCUAUCACCUGUCAUGGCAGCUACGUCGUUGGGCUACUUUAUACCAAAGAUCGUGCAACAAAUGGGUACCUACAAUUCUAUCCAGGUCAGUUUGAUGAGUGUGCCACCCUAUGUCUUUGGUGCACUUUCGGUUUUUGUGACAACGUCAUUGAGCGACCGUAUCGCCAUCCGAAGCUGGUUCAUCAUUAGCUGUUGCGUACUGAGUUUCGUGGGCUUUGUGAUCCUAAGCUUUGCUCCCUCCGUGGGUGCCCGCUAUUUUGGAUUGAUGGUGGUCGCUGGAGCUACCUAUCCGACCGUUCCCUUGACAAUGGCAUGGACAGCAAACUCAAACGAAGGGGAUGUUGCCGUGGCAUCUGCAACGGGAAUCGUCUCGUCCAUGGCAAACUUUGGUGCAUUGAUCUGUACUUUUGCGCUGUACACGGGCUGGACGAGUGAUGCUCCACGUUAUAUUGGUUCCAAUAUGGUGAAUGGCGGAGCCAUGCUCCUCGCAGCCGGUAGUGCUGUUAUCUUGCGCACUUGGCUUUCUCGACUGAACAAAAAAUCCAUAGAUGAAAACAAUUUUCAAACCAAGCGAAAGGUAUAUUUACUUUAAACUUUUGGCAAUUCUGUAUGACUAUAAUGCAACAACAUACCGUACACAUUGA
Umbelopsis ramanniana AG is the source of this 1541-nucleotide messenger RNA. RefSeq lists its product as uncharacterized. Gene Ontology annotation, molecular function: biotin transmembrane transporter activity; dethiobiotin transmembrane transporter activity; solute:proton symporter activity. Gene Ontology annotation, biological process: biotin import across plasma membrane. Lineage: Eukaryota; Fungi; Mucoromycota; Umbelopsidomycetes; Umbelopsidales; Umbelopsidaceae. The record is from RefSeq and is a predicted model, not a curated record. Gene Ontology annotation, cellular component: membrane. Bases 14 to 1489 code for a protein of 491 amino acids. The transcript is spliced from 7 exons.